UGUUGGGGGGAUGGGGCCGUGCCGAGGAUGAGCGACUCUAAAUAUUUACCGCUUGGCUAACUUAAAAACAAAAAACAAAAAACAAAAUAAGGAUUAAUUUCCGAACUGGAAUUUCAUUCUUCUUGUACUUAAAAGUACAUUCGGUCUACGUAUGAGUUUCGGUGGAAUUUGGCACAAAUAAAGUGGAGUAUCCGUACGUCCACGCCGCACACUUCAGAAGUCGACAAAAUGUAUUCCACUACUGGAGCUGCUGAGAUGCUUGAAGUACCUCGUUCCCCUGAGUUAAUAAGCUCUGAUGCCCCGUCUUCCCCAGUCCCAGUGACAGAAUAUGUAUUCAAGCCACCACCACGGCCGGACUUUGGCACCAUGGGCAGGACAAUCAAGCUCCAAGCAAACUUCUUUGAGAUGGAAAUCCCCAAACUCGAAGUCUACCAUUAUGACAUUGACAUCAAGCCUGAGAAAUGCCCAAGGAGGGUUAAUCGUGAAAUUGUGGAGCAUAUGGUGCAGCACUUUAAAACACAGAUCUUUGGUGAUCGAAAGCCAGUGUAUGACGGCAGGAAGAAUCUCUACACAGCCAUGCCCUUACCCAUAGGUCGAGACAAAGUGGAGCUUGAAGUGACUAUUCCCGGUGAAGGCAAAGACAGAAGCUUUAAAGUGUCCAUCAAAUGGGUGUCCUGUGUUAGUCUACAAGCCCUCCACGAGGCCCUAUCGGGACGGCUGCCCUGUGUCCCCUUUGAGACUAUCCAAGCUUUGGAUGUGGUUAUGAGACAUUUGCCCUCUAUGAGGUAUACCCCAGUGGGCCGUUCUUUCUUCACUCCCUCAGAGGGAUGUUCAAACCCUCUUGGUGGUGGUAGAGAGGUGUGGUUUGGCUUUCACCAGUCUGUCAGACCUUCCCUUUGGAAAAUGAUGCUCAAUAUUGAUGUUUCUGCCACUGCGUUCUACAAAGCCCAGCCUGUAAUUGAGUUCAUGUGUGAAGUCUUGGAUUUUAAAAGCAUUGAAGAGCAACAGAAGCCUUUAACAGACUCCCAACGAGUGAAAUUUACCAAGGAAAUAAAAGGUCUGAAGGUGGAGAUCACCCACUGUGGGCAGAUGAAAAGGAAGUACAGAGUGUGCAAUGUAACCAGAAGACCAGCUAGUCACCAAACGUUCCCCUUGCAGCAGGAGAAUGGACAAACCAUUGAAUGCACAGUAGCACAAUAUUUCAAAGACAAGUACAAGCUGCUUCUGCGAUAUCCCCACCUCCCAUGUCUACAGGUGGGACAGGAGCAGAAGCAUACAUACUUACCUUUAGAGGUGUGUAACAUCGUGGCAGGCCAGCGCUGCAUCAAGAAGCUGACGGACAAUCAGACCUCUACCAUGAUUCGUGCCACAGCUCGCUCAGCACCUGACCGUCAGGAUGAGAUUAGUAAACUGAUGAGAAGUGCCAACUUCAACACUGACCCCUACGUGCGUGAGUUUGGAGUGAUGGUGAGGGAUGAGAUGACAGAAGUGAACGGCCGCGUCCUGCAGGCGCCUUCCAUUCUGUAUGGGGGCAGGAACAAAGCAAUAGCCACACCCAUUCAGGGAGUUUGGGACAUGAGGAACAAGCAAUUCCACACAGGGAUUGAGAUCAAGGUUUGGGCCAUUGCCUGCUUUGCCCCACAGAGACAGUGCACUGAACUGCUCCUAAAAGCAUUCACAGAUCAGCUGAGGAAGAUCUCACGGGAUGCGGGGAUGCCCAUCCAGGGUCAACCCUGCUUUUGUAAAUAUGCACAGGGAGCUGACAGUGUGGAGCCCAUGUUCAGGCACCUCAAGUACACCUACCAAGGCCUCCAGCUGGUUGUAGUCAUCCUGCCAGGGAAGACACCUGUCUAUGCUGAGGUGAAGCGUGUCGGGGACACAGUGCUUGGCAUGGCGACGCAGUGUGUGCAGGUGAAGAACGUUCAAAAGACGACACCUCAGACCCUCUCUAACCUCUGUCUGAAGAUCAACGUAAAGCUGGGUGGUGUCAACAACAUCUUACUUCCACAGGGCAGACCGAUGGUUUUCCAGCAGCCCGUGAUCUUUCUUGGUGCAGAUGUAACUCAUCCGCCGGCAGGAGAUGGAAAGAAGCCUUCUAUUGCUGCUGUGGUUGGUAGUAUGGAUGCCCACCCCAGUCGAUACUGUGCUACAGUGAGGGUGCAGCAGCAUCGCCAGGACAUCAUCCAAGACCUGGCCACCAUGGUGAGGGAGCUCCUCAUCCAGUUCUACAAGUCCACCCGCUUCAAGCCCACCAGAAUCAUCUACUAUCGGGAUGGCAUCUCUGAGGGACAGUUCAACCAGGUGAUUGAAGUUCUUCAGCAUGAGCUGCUGGCAAUCCGUGAGGCCUGCAUCAAGUUGGAGAAAGAUUACCAGCCUGGUAUCACCUUCGUUGUCGUGCAGAAGAGACACCACACACGACUCUUCUGUAUGGACAGAAAUGAAAGGGUUGGAAAGAGUGGCAACAUUCCUGCAGGCACCACAGUGGACACCAAAAUCACUCAUCCUUCAGAGUUUGAUUUCUACCUCUGUAGUCACGCUGGCAUACAGGGCACGAGUAGGCCAUCUCACUACCAUGUUCUCUGGGACGACAACCACUUCUCUUCAGACGAGCUGCAGGUCCUCACCUACCAGUUAUGCCACACUUAUGUCCGCUGUACCCGCUCAGUUUCCAUCCCAGCACCAGCCUACUACGCCCACCUGGUGGCUUUCCGUGCUCGCUAUCACUUGGUAGACAAAGAACAUGACAGUGCUGAGGGCAGCCAUACAUCGGGCCAGAGUAAUGGGCGCGAUCAACAGGCCCUCGCCAAAGCCGUUCAGAUCCACCAGGACACUCUGCGCACCAUGUACUUUGCCUGAGAAGGUGCAAACCCAGGUUGGUUGUGGGUGAGACCCCACUGAUGGAAAUCGUCGCCCCCUAGCUGUCUCACUGUCAGCAGCAGAUAGUGUCACAGUGGUUUCACAUAGCCCUCUGCUGACUUAACAGACCCGUCAGUUUCCCAGCUGUAUGCCUCCCGAUGUGUUUCAGCUCGCGUGUAAACGUCUGUGUCCCACCCAAAUCGAACCAGCUUUUGGAGAAAAGAUUCCGUCUUUCUAGGGAGGUGAAGUGAAAGAGGUUUUAUUUUCAUGUUGUACAUUAGUGUAUAUUUGUUAUGGAGAAACAUCUUGCAGAAUAUGAGAUAAAAUCAAAAAGGUUUGUACACUGACAGACUCUGCCGUUUCCAACCCGGCGGGCAGUAUCUUUGUAGAUUUGGUUGGUUUAUAAUUUAGAAGUUGCCGUUCACCUUCUAUCUCCUGUUUGUUUUGUUUUUUGGAUUCUGGAUGUGAGGGUCCUGGUGCUCAAAAGGAGAAGGGGACGUUAAAAUAAGGGGACCCACUCACUGUUUAUAUGCCUAAUAAUUUACUCAUCUGACAGACAUUAUUUAUCAGCCAAUCAAAGCAAAGUGCACUGACCAGAAUGGGUACUUCAAUCAGGACAAAUGUACUUAGUAUAUUGAGGGUUGUGUGUGAUUAUUAAAUAUGUCUAUAUAUAUAUUUUUUUUUUUUUUUCCACAUUGGGCACUAUGUGCUGAAACGUGCCAUGUGAGGCCAUGUUUUUGUAAUUUUUACUUUCCACUUUGACUCACUUGGCCCAAAUUUUUCUGGGUUUUCAGUAUUUGACCUUGACUGAUGCUGACGACUACUUUAUGCCAAAUUUGGUGACAACUAAGUAAAGGAUUCUUUACACCUGACUUACCAGCCCUUUUUUACCCAUGCCAACUUAACACUGAGGACUUUUGGUGAUCAUGUGAUGGAAUUAACAUCCGUUUUAUUGUUUUCUGACUGUUGUGGGUUCUCAUUUGAUGAAAAUGGCAUCAAUAACUUAAUUCCUGCGUCGUGUUGAGAAGCAGUCUGUUGGGACCGAUUCCCAUCAGGGACCUCGCUGAUGUACUCUGAGCCGUAUUGAUUUGAGACAAAUAAUGUAGGGGAGGGGAUUUUUUUUUUUUUUUUUUUUGCGUUCCCAUUUGUUUGUAUAUUCUUUCAAUAAUUUCAAUCAUGUUACGUAAUGAAUAGUCACAUAGCUAACGCACAUUUUAGGCGGUUUGACAUUUGUAAUAUUUCAUUUUCUUCCUUUACACUUGUUUUUCCCACAUACACACACACACAGAUACAUAUAUGUAUAUAGCAGCAAGAUAGAUGUUCUGCAGUGUCCUUGUCACAGCAGGGUAUUUGUGUGGGUUUUCAGCAUCCAUUUAUUCGGUACAGUGGAGUGAUAGCUGCAACAUUUUUAAUUCAAAUUGCUUGAAAUUCCCCGAUUACAGUGGUUGCUCCGUGAUUUGGGAGCAGUUGUUGCACAAAAGUUCGGGUUUUAUGCAAAGGAUUUUUUUUGGGGGGGGUCUUUAUAGUAUAACAGUAAAGUUGACAAAGGGGUGCAUUUUGAAUAAGCUUUAGGGGUAGCUGCUGAAAUUUAUUGUAGAGAAUUUAAAAACAAAAAACCUAACUGGCCCGUGUAGUCUAAAUUAACACUGUCUAUUUGUGUACAGAUACUAAAUGCAAAUAUUGUCUUGCCUUCUAAGACUGUUAAAGUCUUGUAAUAAUUCCAGACAUUUCCUAACAUCCCUCCUUGUUUUUACUGCUCACUUAAGAUGGUGAAUGUUUAUAGUCCAGAUGGGAGAGACGUCAAUAUAUUUUCUAUAACUAUGCAUCAUUUUUAACAAAGAGAAUUAGUAGUGGGCUGUCUCGCCUGAUUUUGGAUCCUUUCUAGAGGUAGAUAAUCAGGGCUUUUUUUUUUUUUAAUGUUUGUAAAUGCAUGUCGCAUUUAGUAGCGUUUCUUAGUGCUUAACCAGUGACUUUGUAAAGGUAAAAUGGAUUUCCAUAUAUCAUUGUGGAUUUUAUAGCAUGGAAUUCGGGUGUAUCCACUCAGCCAAACAAGAUUACAAACUUUUACAUGAUGGAAGCACAAAAGGACAUGUUGACUCUAGGUGCUCAAAGUUUUCACUGUAAACCACCUUAAAUCCUCACUGGACUCAUCCGCAAGGCUUAUUAUUAUUAUUAUUAUUUUUUUUUUUUAGUUGUUGGAUGUGUGCUAAAAUAUUUUCAUCAUUCUGAGGAUCUUUUCUCUCCAUUGAUUACCCCCCCCAUCCCCCUUAACCACCCGUGUUAUUGUUUUUCUAAUUACCUGUAAAGAAACUAGAACUCCGACUGACUGUUUGUGGGGCAUUCUGAAAA
Molecule: messenger RNA, 5205 nt
Organism: Thalassophryne amazonica
Lineage: Eukaryota; Metazoa; Chordata; Actinopteri; Batrachoidiformes; Batrachoididae
Gene: ago2
Product: argonaute RISC catalytic component 2
Exons: 20
Coding region: 229-2856 (875 amino acids)
Biological process (GO): regulation of DNA-templated transcription; regulatory ncRNA-mediated gene silencing
Cellular component (GO): RISC complex
Molecular function (GO): endoribonuclease activity, cleaving siRNA-paired mRNA; protein binding; RNA binding
Source: RefSeq, a predicted model, not a curated record